CACUGCCAUUCGCGGCCUCAGCUGUCAAUCACUGGGUCAUGGCGGGUGAUUACUCGCCGGCACCCAGUGAUCGCUCAGUAUCUCCGACGGGGGGAGAGACCUAUUUGUAAACACAGAUCACUCCCCUGUCAGCUCCUGCUAACUGCUUUGUAUGGCUCUGCACAGCAGAGCCAGUGGUGAGCGCACACACAGCAUACUGAGAAACAGCACACAGUUAACCCUCUGAUCGCCCCAGAUGUUAACCCCUUCCUGCCCAGUGCCAUUAGUACAGUGUCAGUGCUUUUUUAUUAGCACUGAUCACUGUAUUGGUGUCACUGGGGAUGUCAGUAACACCAAGUUAGUUCCCCCCAGUGUCAGAAUGCCCACCGCAGUCCCACUAUAGGUCGCUUA
Staurois parvus is the source of this 390-nucleotide messenger RNA. The record is from the annotation of a GenBank genome assembly. Lineage: Eukaryota; Metazoa; Chordata; Amphibia; Anura; Ranidae.